This is a messenger RNA of Lycium barbarum (goji berry), 1450 nucleotides long. Its product is annotated as MATH domain and coiled-coil domain-containing protein At3g29580-like. The record is from RefSeq and is a predicted model, not a curated record. The transcript has 2 exons. The coding region runs from base 537 to 1163 and encodes 208 amino acids. NCBI's taxonomy places the organism in Eukaryota, Viridiplantae, Streptophyta, Magnoliopsida, Solanales, Solanaceae.
GUGUGCCUACUAUAAAGCUGCUUAUUUGGUUUUCCUAAGCCCCUAGAUAGACAAAUAGAGUUGCAUCAACUAGCUGCCUAACUCUUUUUUGUUUUUGACAGGGUUUUGCACUAUCAGAGGCUUCACCUUCCCGUCCCAGGUAUCAAACCCGCACGUCUUUGAGGGCAGCCCUUGAUCGGUGUAAGUCUAUUACUGUGACACCAAGGUCUCCAGUUCGACAUGUUAAGGCACCGUAUCCUUCUUGUGCUUCUUGUGACGUUCCUGCUCAUCUUACCACUGGAAUUUCUGUAGCAACAAAAGAAAAUGUUGAUGACUCUGUGCCUGCAGAACUUGAACAUCAAUCUAUUCUAACUAACCGUGGUGUCUUGGGUGUGGAAAAUCAGAAACCAGGGCAACACGCUCAAACAACACCUUCUUUCCCUGGAGUUGUAAUUGAGAACAAUGCAACAGCAAGUAAGGCUGAUGUGGUGUUAAAUGCUAAUGCCACCGAAGCAGAAACCAGAAGUGACCAUAGUGGUGCGCUUCCAACAAAAUCCAUGAGUCUUAACAUCACAAGGAUAGUUGCACUAAUGAAUGAUCAUUCUUCUGAUGCUGAUGAGGUUGAAUCAAGACCUGGUCAAUUGUCAGUCAUGGUUAAUGGGUAUAGUGUUAAGGAGGAAGUAGCACCUCUCCUGGAGAAGAUCUUCCUUAAGCACGGAGAUAUUGCAAGGAAUAGCUCCUUCACUUCAGUGAAACUUUCUUCAUCACUCCUGGAGUUGGUUUGCGACAUCUAUAACAAAUUGGAAGCAACAGAUUUGCCAAGCAUAACCUCCACAGAGCUCCAAUCUAUGCUUGCUGAAAUUAGAGAUCUCGAGUCUGCCAAAAUAGAUGUCGGGUGGCUCCAUCGAAGGUUGAAUGAUAUCUGUCAGGCCAAACAACUUGGCAAGGACUAUUGCAAAUUGAAGGAGGCAAAAACCAAAAACCUUGAAGUGAUGGAGGCAAAAAAGAAAGAACUGGAUGAAUUGAAGGAAGAGUUGGCUGCUUUGCAAGGAAGAAUUCGCGAAAGAGAGGAUGAGCUUGGCAUUGCGCAUCGUGAAGACGAAAGGAUCAUGCAGCGCUUUGCAGAUUCGAAGGCCAAGGUGAGCGGUUUCCUCAAGAAGUCCUUGGUCCAUGACCUUGUUUGAGCAGCCUGUUGUGAUUAUUAUGAAUGGUCUUUUUAAAUAGUUCUAAUCCCUUUUGCUUGUACUAGGAGUCUUAUUAAUCUUUGUCAUUGGGCCCCAACUGCAUAUGAGUUCUAGAAGAACUGAAACAGAAGAAGAAUGACCAAUUUGAUUUGCCAUUGAGAUAUCGGCACUCUCUUAGGAGCUGCAUUAUUCAGUUAAGAGUACAAAGGAUAUAUACUUGAGUUGUUUCUCCUUAUCUUUCUUUAUUUCCUGCUAAUUAUUAUCUCCUAAUGUCCACUCUUUUGCUG